Messenger RNA from Mercurialis annua (annual mercury), 1078 nucleotides. RefSeq names its product thioredoxin-like 4, chloroplastic. Lineage: Eukaryota; Viridiplantae; Streptophyta; Magnoliopsida; Malpighiales; Euphorbiaceae. Gene Ontology annotation, cellular component: chloroplast. The record is from RefSeq and is a predicted model, not a curated record.
AUAAUAGUUUUGGAUAAAAAAUGGAAGGGCAAAAGCAAAUGGAUAUGGAGUUAUCGUGGCAACUCCUUAUUCGAAAUUUCGAAGCUUCCUUCAGAUAUGGCAAAAGCGCGAACAUCACUCCCUCAAUUUCUACAGUGGUGAUUAUUGAUGAAAGUAAAGAAUAAAGGUUUGGGUUAUCAAUGCCAUUGUUUUUUUCCACUUUAAAAGCAGAAUCUGUAGUGUGCUAUUAUUAUAUUUGGAGGUUCGCUAUAUGUUGUCAUGCAAAAGCAGAAUAUUCUAUAUGCCAAGGCUUUCGGUUUUGGAAAGAAUUCUGACAGACAAAUUAGGUCAAGAAUUCCACAUGUAGCUCCAAGGAUCUCAAAAUCGCAUCUCGUACCGGCCAAAAUUGUAUCCAUUACUCGAACUGUAAGCUUGGACUACCUGAAAAACAGUGACACUUCCUUCUUGCAACCUGGAAGAUUAAUCAAAUUAAGUGUGGCUGAUGGAAAUAAUCUCGGCGAGUUAUCUGAUGAAGACGACGAGGAUCUUUGUCCUGUGGAAUGUGUUAAAGAGUUUAAGACUGAUGAGGAAUUCUUCAAGAUUCUUGAAAAGGCCAAACAGGCUGAUUCUUUAGUGGUGGUAGAUUUUUAUCGCCGUUCUUGUGGAAGCUGUAAGUAUAUUGAGCAGGGGUUUGCUAAAAUAUGUAGAGGUGCUGGUGAGGAUGAGGCUUCUGUGAUUUUCUUGAAGCAUAAUGUAAUCGAUGAGUAUGAUGAGCAAUCUGAGGUUGCUGAACGGCUUAGAAUCAAGACAGUGCCCCUUUUCCACUUCUACAAAGGUGGAGUUCUGUUGGAAGCAUUCCCUACAAGAGACAAAGAGCGGAUUACUGCAGCAAUUCUUAAAUAUUCAUCUCCUGCGUCUCAAGCCGCAUGAACUAUGUAUAUUCUGGCUAUUUUUCAAACUUUUAUCUGAUAGAAGAAUAAUUGAAAUUCUUGGGGUUGAGAUAAACAUGAUCAAGUUAUAUGGAAUAUGUGUAUCUGUAAUAAUACCAAAAAAAGUAUUGUCUUUGAGUGUGAAAAGUUAAAAUCUUUUAUCUUGUUUA